CGCAAUUUUGCGAUGAAGAAAUAUAAUUUCAGUUACAAAUGCACGUGUAAUCUUGUUUUGUAACCCUGACGUGCUAUCUACGCAGACAAAUUCCCAUGGAUUACCCGAUGAGCGCUAAAAUAGCGGUGAAGUCGCAGUCCUUUCGGAACUGUCGAAUUCAAAUUGUCAAAGGAGACUAUUCACUUUCGACGCAAGACGGGGGAGAUUGUGUUGUCGAUGUUUUCGGAGAUCCUGGUAGCGGUUCACUUGAUAUUCGUGUCAGAAGUGGUAAGUUGACCGACACUUUUUGGUGUAUUUUGAAACAACUAAACAACUAAACCUAGAGCUUUGUAGAACGUGCUUUUUCAAAUUGUUUUUCUUCCCAGGCAAUGAAUACAUGCCAAGUUUUAGAGUGACGAAAAACACAGACCACAGCCAAAUGGGUCGGCUGAGGUACCUUAUAGAUCUUCCCGAGCAGAACUUUAGUGUUCUUCUGAGUUUUUCGCAUAGAGAAGGUAAGCCUUUGUUUCUAUAAAAUACACGUUACAGUCGAACUAGAGUAAAAGUGAAAGAAUCUCAAGGUUUUUUGAUGGGGAACAAUGAAUAGUUAUAAACUCAUGCUACUGUAGCGAGCUCAUGCAUAAUACAUACCGCUAGAUUUAUGGUGUAUAUUUGACAACGAUGCAAGUAUUUUUAACAUUUUGACUGUAGCUAAGUGCUUUGGAAGAAUAGAGUAGCUUUAGGCUAUGUAAUUACCCAUACCUCAUUGAUUUAAUUACGAAAGGUUUUCAUUCAGGUAGGAUGGAAAAAUUUCCUUUUUCCUGCUUACCAGUAAUUAAUCCUCUCUCAAACUGCGCAAAUAAUUUACGAGAAGACUUUGGAAUAACGUUUUCUUUUAUUAUAUUUUUAAAAUGCCGGAGGAAGGUGUGGGAAGAUAAAUAACAUUAUUGGUUUAAGUAAAACAAGGAGCUCUUUCAAGGUUCCAUAUUUUCUAAUUACAAUGUGGAAACAUAUUGCUAAAUUACAGAGUAGUUUAAAAUUAGUCUGAUGUUCAUCAGCUGUGCGGUUUUAGAAAGAUGGUGCCUUAUUCAUUAAAACGUGUCUAGUUAAUCGAUUUUUUCACAACUAUAUGACAAGUUAAAUGCUGUGUUAAAAAUAACUUUCUCUCUCGUCUCAGUCUGUUUUCAUACCAAUUUUUUCAUGUCACGGUUAUCAAACCUUUACACUGUAUUCAUAUCCAGAGAAAAAAACAGACUGUAAUUCGUCUAAAAGCAGUUGUGUAAAAUAAACAUUCAGUGGUGUGAGAAGGAAGAGAGUGGAUAUUUUAAGAGAAAAUAGUGCAUGCUCUUGUGCAGCUGUAUUGUGCAAGUUUCAUUUUUGACAGGAGAGAUAAUCAUGAAAUGGUCCACAACCUUAUCAUUAGGACCCAGCUUGUGUUGUUUUAAAAAGCACUUCUUAUACACUUUUAUUUUGGUUUUGUUUAACUGAAAUUGUAAAGAUAAUGGUAUAAUCAGUACUUUUGCCAAUUGUCCUAUCCAGGUUUCUUAUCUGCUUGUUUUCCUAUAAUUGCACAGCACAUAUCAAACAUAAUGGAUAAUUUUUACUUGCAGUGGUAUUUCCUGCUUCUUUGGAUAAUACAGGGUUAUAUGACAUUUCAGUAACCACUGUUUAUGUAGGUAGCUAGUUUCAUAAGGGUCAGCUGAAACCCAUUAUAACUACCCCCUUGCCACAAAGUUUCUCUUUAUGAUAAAACAUUUACAACCUCAGUAUGCAUAUUCUCCAUAUUGUUCUCCUUACAUUUUGUAUGACACUGACAAGGAGACUUUGUUUGACAAUCAAGAGUUUCUUUAUUCUUGUGACCUCAAAGUUUGAUUCAGAGGUCAUGUUGUGAGAAGGAAUUAGAUUCUAGUCACUCAAAAGGGUUAAAUGGUUGAGGCUUUUACAGAAUAAAUUUAAGCUUGUUUCCAUUUAUGCCCUCAUUUUAAUUUUUGAGACUUUACAAAUGAAAAUAACACAGUUAGCUGUUGCAUUUGCAUGAUGCUUGUUGGAAUCUAUGGCUGUCUUCCUUGAUCCUUUUUCCCAACCCUCUCUAUCAUAGCAAUAGUUAACUUAUUACAUGUACAUGUACUUCUCUUGAGUAGAUAAAAUAAAACCUUUAGUAAAUUGGCGAUGAGAAGAGUUGGUGUCAGAGUGUUUAUGUUUAGAAAAACAAAUUCUCUGAACCAAUUUUUUAGGGUUCUGUUGUGGCUAGAAGAGAGGGUGAUGAUCAGAACUUAAGAAUUACUGGAUAUGAAAAAUAAUUUUCAUCAUUCAGAAAUGGUCAAAUUCAUGGCGUUAACCCAAAAAGUUAUGGCUAGAUCUAAGUAGGACUGAUUCAGGCAAGUUUAUUAACCCUUAAAAUCCUGAGAUCUGAGUUUUGAUUCUCCCUUCUAGCUGCUACACAAUUUCUUGUAAACAAGUUAUGAGAAUUUGGUGUUAGAUCAAGAUAACCUUAACCUGAUAAGUUUGAGUAUUCUCAUUACCUGUUUACUGAAUAUUGUAUGGAUAUUAUUUGGAGAAGUUACAUGUUAAUCACUUCUGGGAGUUAAAGGAUUAAUUCUCUAAAUCCUAUUUUUUCAUUACAUUUUUUGUGUUUUUAAUCUGUUUUUAUCGCUCUUUUUCAGAUGUCAAUGACUUUAAAGAAUUGUUGAAUGCAGCUUCUGGUAGAAUGAAGAAGCGAUCGCUGUUUGAUGAGAGGACAGAAAAGGCAUCAGCCAGUCAGUAUUUUCAGGUGAGGAAGAUGAUCACAGCAUAAAUAUCUACUAGAUCAUAUUAUAACAUAGCUAAUAAAUUUUUGUAAUCAAAUUCAAUUGCGCGAGCAUGCUUCAUAUUCCUAUUGUGCACACUUGUGAUGUCAGCAAACAAAUCCCUCAAGAAAAACAAAUUUUCCAUCAGGUUGAAAAUGUUAUAAAAUAAUUGUUUCAUACAUCAGCUGGGCGUUCAUCGAGAUAUGAAGCACUUAGGAAGUUUGGAGAGCACACAAGAAGCUAGAAUUGCUCUUGGCUACGUCUUGAGCAACUCUUAUGCAUCUUUUGUGCUCUCCAAACUUCCUGCGUGCUUCAUAUCUCGAUGAACGCAUGCUGAGGUAUGAACCAAUUGUUAAGUAUAGAUCAUGUGAUGAUGACAGCUUGAAUCUUUGCAACCUACAUUUAGGCAUCACUUCUCCUCUGCAGUUAGAUGUAAUUAGAAUAAAGAACAUUAUCUGCAACUGUAUUGAUUUUCUUUCCCAUUUUUUCCAAGCUUGUGAAAAAAUAGAGGUCAACUUGGUUUUUUUUUUCUGAUAAGUGAACUCAAAGAAAUAAAACAGCAAAAAAAUAUGCUAUUACUCUAAGAAGAGAUAUAGCAAGAAAGUUCCUUACAGUAACGCUUGCGUUUACGUUAACUGAAAAACAGAAUUAAACAUGCCAAAAAUCACAUGCAAUUGCAGAUAAAAAAAAUCAUGUGCAUCAAAAAAUCGCACAUGCAUGCAAAACCUUGAGACAUCAGCCUCAGUAGUAUCUAUGAAGUAGUUCCUCUGUUUUCUAUUGUUGGCAGUUUAUUGUUUGAAAGAAUAGGCUACAAUGUAAUGAUGUACAGGCAACUUUUAAAAGCAGAAUGGGAUGAAUACCAGGGCCUAGAGCCUAGAGCCUAGAAGAACUCGGGAGGUUUUCUCUAUUUUUUCUAUUUAUUCAUGUGGCACCGUCUGAUGAAAGAAAUAUGCAGUACUUGUGUUAAUUGAAAAAUGUUAAACUUUGUGAUGGCCUCUCUCAUUAUAAAGUUUUCUGUAGCUUAGUGAAAAAGCAUUAGGAUCUGAAGUCCAAAGUCUGGGCGGGGGUUCCUCAUGACUCAUGAGUUACUCACAUUUUUUCUUUGUGUUGUGCUUGUGGUAAAAUAAAGAUCUUUCUUAAACAUUAUUUUUCAUUAUACAGUAGCAAAAUCCACAGCAGCAUGCUUAAAAAUAUAUUAUCUGAUUUGAAUUACAUCUGUUAUAAAUAUUUUAUUUUUCUCAUUUAUAUACAUUGUAAGUGGCUGUUUUUAAUUUCAUGCAUUUUUUUAUCUUUAAUUUUUUUUUUCGCAGUUUUAUGGAUAUUUAUCACAGCAACAAAACAUGAUGCAGGUAAAUGGAAGCUGGUGUUUUUCAAAUUUGUUUGACAAAGGCAGAAAUAACUGCAAAUAGUGAACAUUAAUUUUAAAGAUUACGAGGACACAAAAACAUUCUAAGAUAAAUAUUGUCAAGUAAAUAAUGGCACUGUUUUUUGUCUCUCAGCCAAAACAAUGAUGUAAACAAACAAGUAAAUAUUCAAAUGUUAAAUUGAAUUAAAUAAAAAAUGUCAAAGAAAUUUUUAUUAAAAAAAUGCAAAAAGUAUUAAGUGUAAUUUGCACAGUUGAAUAUAGGCAAAUUCUUUCAGUGCAAAAUAGCAGGUGGAAAAGUAAUCAGCAAUACAGGUUGAUAUUAAAAUAUUGAUCUAUGUAAUUGUAAUAUGCAUUAGAAGUAUAUUAGCCUUUAAUUGUUUGAGGGGUCUUUAACCCUUUAACUCCCAGAAGUGAUUGAUAUGUAUUAAGCCUCCCUACAAUAUCUAUACAUUAUCCCGCAAACGGGUAAUGAGAAUACUCAAACUUAUCAGGUUAAAGUUGUUACUUGAUCUCAUACCAAAUUCUUGUGGCUAAUUUACAUAGAAAUGUGUGAAGGUUAGAGGGAAGAAUUUAAAACCAGAUCUUGGGAGUUAAAGGGUUUUACUCGCUCUUGUAGGGAGUGAGAGUAUUUUAUUGUGAUGAUAUGGAUUUCAAAUUUGUUUGAAGCUUAUUGCAAAACCUUGAUUGUUUUCAAGGUAUUGGAUGCUGUCUUGUUGUUGUGCAUCUAAUAUAAGGUGUCAGUCAUGUACUGUGUUCCAUUGAGUUGAGUUCUAAUUUCAGAUAAGUUUGCUAUUGAUUCUAGAGCUCCCCUUGCUGUUUCUGUAAUCCAGUCUUUUAUACCCUGAACUGCAUUGAGGACACGUUCACUCUUUUCUCAGUGCAAUGGAGCAUUGCAAGUAUUUACAAACUAGGAAAUUUUCAGAUGAUUUUGGCAUGUCUUUGUGUGUAAGGUUGUAAAUGGGUUAACAUAUUAGUUCUUCAUAUUUUAAACCUCUCUCUCAAUCAAACAGGAUUAUGUGAGAACCUCCACAUAUCAAAGAGCAAUGUUGCAGAAUCACACUGACUUUCAGGAUAAGGUAAUUGGGUGGUAUUUUUGAAGUCUAGCCAUGAAGUCUAUUUACUUACUGGGAAACAGUUGUUUGGUAAAUCAAAGGAAGUCUGAAUGUACCCCAGCCAAAGGGCCGAUUUAGUUGGAGCUUACAUGUAUCUCAGUUUCCAUAACAUGAAGUGACUUGGUGUAUUACCACUUCCCUCUGGAUGGGAUGCUGGUUCAUGCAAGGUUACCCUUCCCCAGCAUGUCAUCAGGCUUACUUAAGAAAUCAGUGGUACAGUCAAAUCUUGAUUAUCCAGACUUGUUGGGACUAGACAAAAUAAUCCAAAUAAUCAAGGGUCCAGAUAAUUGAGAAUAUGAAUGUAAGCCAAUCAGACCUCACUUGAUUGUCCUUCAUCAGUUAUGAUGCAUGUAAGAGCUGCUUUUGCCUUUUCAAAGUGAAACAAACUUACCUUUACUUCACUUUUCAGCAUUGUAGUUUUAAAAAGAUUAUGGCUAUGGAUCUUGGUCAUGACUAAUAAAUAUUUUUAAUGAAAUUGGGACCAGAGGAAAAGUCCAGUUAAUCAAGAAAUUGGAAUAAUCAAGGUCUGGAUAAUCGAGGUUCAACUGUAUCCAUUCAUACUCUUGGGUGAAAAUAGGCACUGUGAGAGUAAAGUGUUUUUCCCAUGAACAUAACACAUUGACUUGGCCAGGUCUUGCACCAAACCUCUGGUCUUGGAGUCCGGUGCACUUAAAAUUAGGCCACAGUGCCUCCAAUGGUUGAUUGGUUUUUAAUAUUUAAGUUAGGUACUAGUUGAUCUAAUACCCCGUUCACACCAAAGCUUAAACAUGUUUAAAAUUUGUUUUGAUAAACAGAUUUGAUAAGACAGGCCAUUCACACUGCGGCCACAUUUAACAAAACACAUCUAAAACCAUGCUUAAUAAAACUACCUCACAGUGUAGUUUAACAAUCAUGUUUAAUAAUACACAUUCAAAAUGGCGGCAGAAACCAAAAUGUGUGGAAGAGUUUGGGAGCACAAAGAAACCCUCCUGUUACUUUGCACAAUUUUCUGCAUUUUUUGGCUUUCUUCUGUCUGUGUUUUCCAAUAUAAAAGCACAAUAGUUUGCUCAUCUGCCAUUUUGUUUACAUUUUACAUGUUGUGGCUGUAUGAUGUUGUAACAUUUUACAUCAAUUACAAUUACACGAACGUAAGGCUGAGCACAAACAUGAGGCUGCAUUGUUGUCAGCUCUUGUUGUUCAGUGUGAAUGGGUUGAUCAGUUAACCAUGUUUAACUAAACAUGGUUUCAUUAAACUUUGUUUAAUUAGACAUGUUUUGAUGGUGUGAAUGGGGUAUAAGACUCUUUCGUUUCUGUGAAUUUUUCCUAAUUCUGUCAAAUUCUUUUUCAUAAUCUCUCCUGCCUCUCUUUCUGUUUGCAGGUGGUGAUCGAUGUUGGGGCUGGAUCAGGUAUAAUAUGCCAGUCUAUGAAGUAUGAGUAUUAACAUUAUUGUGGUGGAUGGAACUUUUAGUCUCAAGAAAAGCAAGUCCUGUCUGUUUUUCAAGACUGAUUCCUGAAGCCACCUCAGCUUAGUCCACUUUCUUUCUUUAUCCACAGGAAUCCUUUCAUUCUUUGCUGUGCAGGCAGGAGCCAAAAAAGUUUAUGCUAUAGAAGCCAGCUCGAUGGCCUCACAUGCAGAGGUGUGUACAGUGUCUGGCUAUCAGACAUGUUGCUGUUUUAAAUUUAUUUGCUAGUACAGUGAGUCCUUUUGAUUGUUUGUUAGUUUUUUGUCAUACUAAGGAAUAUUUAGUUUGUUAGAAAUUAAUUUUACUGGUUAACUACUCUCAGUUAGUAACUUUAAUCACUAUUGACAACAUACAGUUUAGGUGCCCGUUGUACUGCUAAAAAUCAAUGUUGCCAGUGCUAGUGGUUAUUCUUUUUUGAAGCUGUAACCUUGGUUGAGGUUGUUGUCGUUAGAGUUGAGAGAAAUGUUGAUUGCCAGUUGAAUUGGUUACAUGUAGUUACUCUGUGAACUCUUUCAUGAGAGUAAACUAUUUUUUUACAAAUCUUGUUCAUAGGCUUUGGUCAAACACAAUAAUCUUUCAGACAAAGUGAUUGUGAUUCCUGGAAAAGUUGAAGAGGUAAGUUCCAGUUAAGCUCAAGAUUAAAAUUUCCCCUAGCAAAGUUAGAUAAAAUCAAUGCACUCCUGGAUUGCUGCCAAAAAUGAAUCAGACUCUGGAGAAAACAAUUGACUAAAGAAUUAACAAUUUGGAAUUUUCAAUUUCCUUUUUUUUUUUUUUUUUUUUCUUUUUUUGCAGGUAGAGAUUCCUGAGAUGGUAGAUGUUAUCAUAUCAGAACCAAUGGGUUAUAUGCUUUACAAUGAAAGAAUGUUGGAGAGUUAUCUUCAUGCUAAGAAAUGGCUUAAACCUGAUGGUAAGCAUUCUGACUCUCUGGCAACUCUUUUUUUUCUUGUAGUCAGGCUGCAUGAUCAAGCCUGGGGAUAAAUGGAUGAAAGGUGUAUGAACAGACCUGCUGGUAUCUGGUCAUUGGCUGCAGGAUUUUAAGAAAAACAAAAUAAAAUGAAACAAACAAACAAACAAAUUAAAAAAUAGAAUAAGAUUGUUUCAUCUCUUGAUUUUUUUUUUUUGUGAAGGUAAAAUGUUUCCAACAACUGGUGAUCUGCAUGUGGCUCCAUUUUAUGAUGAUGCACUUUAUAUGGAACACUUCUCCAAAGCAAACUUUUGGUGAGCAUUGUUUGUUUACUGAUGUUUCAAAAUUAUUUUUAGUGACAACUUUGCAAUAUUUCCUUUGUUAAAGAUUUUGUUUGUGGCAUGACAAUUGUGUCGAAUGGUUGUACUGUCCUGAAGACAUCCCUUCUGUUGGUUUUUUUUUUUUUUUUUUUUUUUUUUUUUUUUUUUUUCUCUCACAAAUUUGUGUCAGUUGAACAACUUUAAUUUUAACAACAAGAAUAAAUUGGAAAUUUUGUGCCCAAAAGCUUUUUUUGUUUUUGUUUUUUUUAAAUGGAAGCUAUUCUAAACCUCCCCAGUAGUGUUUCCAGUAGUGUUAUGUGACCAGCAUCAAAAAUCUCCUUACAAUAUCACCCCUGAAUCAAACAUUUAUUUCAUGAGAAUAAAGGAAUGAUCUGCAACUAACAAAGCUCUAGAUUGUUAAACAAAUUCUCCUUGUCAGCAUCAUAAAGGAUGUAUAGAGAACAUUAUUGAGAAUAUGCAUACUGAUGUUAGGUUGUAAAGGGUAAAACUUGUACAUGUAUAGUGAACAUUUGGAGAGGGGUGACAGUGCCUAAAGUUUUACAGCCCAUUGUGCUUCUGAUGUUGUUUUACAGCUUUUCUGGGAUGCUGAGUGAUAUUAUCUUUGAUUAUUGUAAUAUAAUUGUUAUUGGUAGCUUAUUUAGCCUCUUGUAAUAAUUAUUGCUUAGUGAGCAUUGUUGUUCAUGUAUGUAGGUAUCAGAAUUCAUUCUAUGGAGUUGAUUUGUCUAAUUUGAGAGAAUCUGCAAUCGAAGAAUACUUCAGGCAACCAAUUGUGGUGAGCUUUCCUGCUUUUGAUUGUUUUUUGUUUACUUUAGUUGAAGAUCCUUGAAAGAGUCUUUCAAUUAAAAGAUGUCCAAUUCUAGAUAUGUUAACUCAUGACUAAAUUUGAAACUUCCAUUUCCAAAUGAUCUGGACUGGCAUUAUUUUCAUGUGGUUGAGCAUGGAAAUUGGAGGUACUUAUUUGUGAUGUUGUUCUACCAGUCAAAGAACAAUAUAAAGCCAAAGUUACUUUUAUCAUAUCAUGAGAAUAGAUUAAGACUGAAGAUGAUCUUAAGUGUACCACAAGGAAGCCAGAACGAGACUUUUUUAAUCAGAACUGUCUCAGAUUAAAGCAAUUUGUGUCUGAAUAAACUUUAAAAAAAGUGGCUCGGCAAUAUCCUUAUCUCAAACUGAAUGGAAACAUUUAUCAGUUCUGCAAAUCAUAUGUAGCUCAAAGGUGUUAUACUGGACAGAGUUGAUUAUAAUACCAUGAAGUAGCUCCUUCAAUGCAUGGCUCAGGAUCGCUUGUGAGGAGACAGUUUUCUCAGAGCCCACAGUACCAUGCAAGACUGAAUCAGGGCACCUUAACGAUCAUCUGCCUUGUGUCACUUAGGUCUGAUGCUGAAUAGGUUGUCACAAUUUCAGCCUUUUUUAUAACAUGUCAGAUAUUUCUCUCAAGUUCUGAAUUGGUAAUGGCUCUGCAGGAUUGUAGCUUUGAAAUGAGGCUGCUGGCUGAUAUUUCAAGUGAGAUGCUCAAAGAUUGAGUACAAUAUUGAACAAAAAUCAACCUGAAAAUCAAAUCUUUUUCAUCAGGCAAAUUUUGGAGGUAUCCAUUGCUUAGCAUUGACCCUGAGUUCUGUCAAACAUGUUACUACAUCAUUUUAGGAGAAUGGUAGCUUGAUUUUAAUCAUGCUAGAUUAUUUAAGCUUGCAAGCUCUGGAUUUAAGUGUUGAUCUGAGUCACUGGAUUCUGCAAUUGAGAAUAGCCCUUAAGAAUUUUAAAGUGCAUUUUUUUCACCCAGAAUAUCUCUUAAAUGUGCAUUUUGUUUAUUUAUUUGUAAUGAUUAACCUUGAAUAAGAUUCUUUCCUUUGUAACAGGAUACGUUUGAUGUACGCAUUUUGAUGGCCAAACCUGUGACACACACUGUAAAUUUUCUUAGUGCCGCUGAAGAAGAUUUGCACAGGUAGUCAAAGAUAACAAGAUCACAAUCUAAAAAUUGUAGUAGCUAAAAUUAACAUCUUAGUUUGUAAGCGUUAUUCUCAGUUGAUAAGAUUUGACAUGCAGUUGUGGGAAAUUCUUUGAAAGUUGCUUGUAUCGGAUCAAUAUCAGUAUCUGGGUAACUGCCCACCUACCCCUCCCCUAACCCAACAACAGUCAAUUGAUGACAAGUUAGGGUUAAUGUUGGGUUAGGGGAGGGGUAGGUGGGCAGUUGCCCAGAUACUGAUAUUGAUCCCUUGUAUCAAUCUAAGAUGUUGCAUGUCCUGUAACAAUUCAUACAGCACAACAUAGGUAUAACAUCUCUGUUACAGGCAAAUUUCCAAUUCAAAGACCAACAUCUCUGUGUGAUUUAUAUUGGUUGAAUUUGGGUUAUGCACUUCAUAGAGGUGCUUGGGUAUUGCCACAGACUUGCAAGGUAUAAUUAUAAUUAUUUUAGUUCUGAGAAGUAUGAUAUUUUUCAUUUUGCAGAAUAGAAAUUCCCCUACAUUUCACAUUGCACACUUCAGGAACAGUUCAUGGCCUCGCUUUCUGGUUUGAUGUUUCAUUUCAAGGAAGCAAGUAAGUGCUACCUAAAGCUGUGUUCAUAAUGUAUACAGACUUACCGUAUUUGAGGAUAUGAAAGAGGUCUUCCAAUAUGCUUGCACUUAGAUCCCCUGACAUGCACAGGGCUGGUGUACAUGACUUGUUCGUGUCAAUGAAGGGUUUUUAGUCAUUCUUCCCCUCCAGACGUGUUUAAUUUAUGGAUCGUCAGGAACUGAAAAUUAGAUAAUGGUCACCAGAAAUAACAUUUCAGCUGACAGUGAUGGAUGAUCAUUUCUCUAAAGGGCUUAGCUGACAUAUCAUGACGAAACACCCCUACCCAAGGGAGGAAGAGGCGAAGGAUGAAUGCAAAUGGUCAUUUUGACUUUAGAUCAAGACAAUUCAAGAAUAAAAAUCUUACAGCUUGAUAUAAAACUUAACAACAGAACAAAGAUUGACAAUGUACAUGUACAUGGCUGAAAAUUUAAAUUGGAAUUUUCAAAAGGGUUGUAGUACAUAACAGUGUGAGAUUCAAACAAAUGAAUUUUUUUCUUUAGCUCAAUGCAGACCACUAUUGAUUUUAAUUCCUUUUGUUAAGAUUGCAGUAUACACAUAACACAGUAAUUAUUUUUGUUGAUUACUUACAUCACAGUGUUCCAGUAUGGCUCUCUACAGCACCACAAGAGCCACUCACUCAUUGGUACCAGGUAUAUAUAUGAAGUUAAUUACCCUCCAUAAAUCCUCAGCUAUCCACAAGUACACUGCACCAAUUAUGAGAGAGAAACAAUCACAAAUUAAUGAAGGCUAACUCUUGUUCUUGCCUUGGGGACAAACUGUCAUUGAAGACACCCAACACUCAAAAUGCAAAGAAAUGUUUAAAAACAAAACUGUAGCUUUCACAGAAUUUCAGGCACUUCAUGUGAUUCCCAAGAUCCAUUUUUAUUGUUUUAAGUGUUUUGACUUAUAUUUUAGAACUACAAAAUUAAAGAGAAACCAGAAAUUUAGAAAGAUCAUUGACAUAUUUAGUGCUUGUUAAACGUUACAACCCAGAAACUGGGUCCCUUAUAUAAUCCCUCAGUAUUGCAAGUUCUAAAACACCUGACUGUGACUUUUAAAAAAUUUUAAAAACUUGAUAACUCAAGCCUGAACCUAAACCUAAUGCUAACCCUAAUAUAAUUUAACCAAGAACUUAUGGGGUUGAAAGAGGGGAGACUAGACACUUUUGAGUCUUAACAUAUAUAGAAGGAUUUUUUUUUAUUAGUUCUAGGCUUUGCUUAAUUGUGGUUUGAUUUUAUGGUAGAAUAUUUUUAUUUUUCUUGUUGGUAAUUCUCUUGACUUUUGAACUUUGCAGGUUCGAUGUCUUCUCCGCACCCCAAUAUUUGCAAAAGUUGGACAGGCAUUAUCUGGGGUAGUUCUUCUCGUCUCCAACAGGAGGUAAUUGCUAACAAAAGCCUGUAAAGAGUUGCAGGAAUUUCCACAAGAACUCAUUCCACAGUGACAGUCAGUUCCAACUUUGUAAUUGGAUGCUCAGUAAACUGAGCGUCAGAGAACUCAUGUCUUGAUAAGCUAGUAUCUCAGGCUGAAUAAGAAGAAUUAAAUAACUUUAACUUUGUCAGAGAUGGAAUUUAAACUCAAAACUAGUUGCUUGUGUUAAGGAUGAUGCAAUUAUAUUUCUCUCAUUCAAUGGUUAACACCAGAAAUCCUGGAAUCUACCACUCAUUUUAAAUUUGCCUCUUGUCAAAGCAUUUUAUUUUUUACUUCCUUAUUAUUAUUAUUAUUAUUAUUAUUAUUAUUAUUAUUAUUAUUAUUAUUAUUUACUAGUACAUUGAACCAUUUAGUCUCUUUUUAUGACUACUGCCUCCUGUGGAGGAUGAUCUUGUUUUCCUUAAGGACCACCACCAUGCUGAUAUUCACUCUUAUUUCAUAGACAGAGCUAUGAUGUAGAAAUCGAGCUUUCACUGGAUGGGACAAAGGUCAGGUCCACAAACACACUAGACCUGAAAAACCCUUACUUCCGCUACACUGGCACCCAGACUCCUAUUCCUGCAGGGUGCAACACUGUCUCCCCAACAGAGCUGUACUGGAAUAUGGUCAGCUCUGCAGGAACUGGUGCAAAUGUUGGUGCUGAGAAUGGCUUGGACGCUGGUUGUGGUGCAGGCAUUAUGGGUAAUGGACUUGUGGUCAAUGCAGUGGGAGCUUAUAGUGGAGGUAAUGAAAGUGAAAUGUUGUUACAAUCAGUGGACUCCAGUUGUGUCUAACCCAUAAACAGGUUAAGAGUAGGAGCUGACUUAAAAAAUUGUCAAAAAACAUACCUGAGUGAAGUAUCUUAACUAAGUACAUAACAAUUAGCCAGACAGCUUGGCAGAAAGGAUGGUAUAACUAUGUAUGUACCUACCCAUACCCCCUCCCCCCCCCUCCUGCCCCUAACUACUAAAAAAAAUUAGGAAAAUAACAGAGAGGAACUUGACCAAGCUAGAACUUGGCUGGAUGGUGUGGCUGGCCAUCAUAGGUAAUUCUUACAGUGUUCUUGAAAGUUUGCUGGAAGCCACUAAUAGUUGUAUUGCAUAUGUGAAAGCAAAGAUUCACACACUGCACCCUGACCCAGCUUCUUGCUAAACUUGAGUUAACUAUCUUUGGGUAAAUCAAACUUAUGACUGUUUUUUUUUUUAUUUUUCAUUUGGCAGGAGGCAUUUUAGGUGCCACACCCUAUGCCUUGGGGGGAAUUCCAAGUGGUCUGCCAAUAGUCAGUGCUGUUCCUAAUGCAUCCACUAUUGAAGGAAGCUCCAGUCAUUAUGUUGGCAGCAGAUAUGUAGUGGGCAACCAAGCCGCUAUAAUACCUGGUUACACUGGGACAAGUUGUGGUGAAUAUGUCACCAGUAGGGGAUCUCAACAUGCAAUGGUGUACUCCAGAUAAACUGGGGCUUUUUCCUGUAUCAACUAGUCCACCAUGAAUGUAAAUAAAUUGAAAUGUGCUGAUUUUUUUUUAAAGGGAGGCAAAUCACUUUGCCAUCCAGCAGACAUUGUGUGCUUGUAUGUGGUGAUCGUAUGGAAGGAAGUCAUUCUCCUCUGGCCUAUGAACAUGUGGCGAACCAAUUAAGUAUUGGGUAACUUUAAGAUGGCAUAGUUGUAAAUGGAUACAUGGAAAUGGAAGAUGGUACAGCUGCACUUGCCUGCCUGGUGCUUAGUUUAAGAUUUAAUAAUCAGAUCUUGCUUCACAGACUUCUUGGAUUGUCUUUGCAUACCAUUAUCAUACAAGUGUAUUGAAUGGCUGUGCACGGACUGUUUUAGUCAUUAAGGAUACUAAGUGAAGUCUCCUUCUGGACAUUGUUUUUUCAUUUAGCUAAAUGCUUUAAAAUAUAUAUUAUCAAUGAAAAUAGCUAAGACAACCUAAUUAUUAACUUCACUUCAGUGGUAUCAUGGUUCUCCUUUUUAUUACACCCAUUUUGAAAUCACUGGUGGUCCCUGUAAUCUGAUUGGCUCUAAUUGGUGCGAUUUAUUCACGAAUUGCACCAUUUUUUGCUUUAAAUCACAUCUUUUUUCCAGUUGAAGAGGAGGCUACACUAAAAACAAAACAACCAAUCAGACUUCAAGGCUUGUUUAAAGUAACCGAUCAAAUUGCAGGAAGAUGAAAGACAUGAAGGAUCAUGCAGCAAAUUUUGCAACUUUUGUUUCCAAAACUCUUAUUUUUUCCUCCCAAAAAAUGGAUGACUUUAAUUCCAAACUGGCUCAGUAUUGUAGUAAUAAAUAUUUGAACUGACCAAGUCCUGUAUUUGGGCGAUUUCAAAAUGGAUGUAAUAAAGUGGUAAUUGAACCUCGUGUAGUGCAAUUUUGGUCUGAAAUUAUACUUGUGAUUUCAAAUUGAACUCGCGCUGCGCGCUCGUUCAAUUUUGAAAUCACGCGUAUGAUUUCAGCCCAAAUUGCACUCCACUCAGUUCAAUUACUAUUAUAAAUCAAAAGAUCAAAUGAGGAUGAUUCACUGGUGGCAGGAGUGGCCUAAGGUACAUGAAGCCUCUUCAAUUCUAAAUGAUGACUCAAGAAGAGGGGACAUAUUUUUUCAUGGCUUGUCAAGAUUUUGAGUAUUGUACAUUAGUGAGAGCUUGGUUUUUAAUGAGUGAUAAUAUGGGUAAACAAAUGCUAUGCUGUUUGUGGUGGUCAGUUUAGCAAUGUUAAGAGAAAUAUUGGAUAAGAGUGCACUGCAGGUGUGAUACAUUGUACACAAAGUACAACCUGAUUGGUAAACAUUGUUUGACACAACAACACAUCCUUACAGCAUGUUAAAAACUGGUCUUAAGAUAGACCAUGAGCGGUUCUUUCUUGUUGGCAAAAAUCUGUCGUCUGAGUCAGAGAAAACAGUGAAAAAUAAAAUUGAUAUUAGUACACUAGUCAGAACUCAGGAGGAUUUCCACUUUGUGUACAUACAUUAAUUUUUUGUUUUCACUUUUUUUUUUUAAACCUGCGUGACUGAAUUUGCCAAAAAGGAGGGACGGCUCGUAGACUCGAUUCAAGAGAAUUCUAAUGAAAUCUUUUUGCAUGUUUUUUGUUUUGUUUUGUUUUUUUCUAAUUAGGAAAUAUUAGUGUGUUGUAUGUAACUACUUAACAGACUUGCGUUACAUCUCUGACAGCAAUCUACAAGCUGCCUUGUUGAAUUAUUUGUUAUAGAUAAGUUAUUGAUGAAGCCUGUUAUGAAUAAUGAUUAUAUUCUAAGAAAAGCUAGGCCAUACAUUGUAUCUUUGCACCAGGGUCUACCUUAUGUUGAGUGUUGUGAGUAUACCGCAUCAAUUUUUAAGACCUGUACAAAAUAAAUACAAUUCAGUUUCAUUUUAGCUUUAAUGAAUGGCUGAAGGAAAAUCAGUUGGUUACUGAUCCUUUCAC
Pocillopora meandrina is the source of this 15295-nucleotide messenger RNA. The record is from the annotation of a GenBank genome assembly. Lineage: Eukaryota; Metazoa; Cnidaria; Anthozoa; Scleractinia; Pocilloporidae.